Messenger RNA from Phycomyces blakesleeanus NRRL 1555(-), 315 nucleotides. RefSeq lists its product as hypothetical. The transcript is spliced from 3 exons. Bases 1 to 315 code for a protein of 104 amino acids. The record is from RefSeq and is a predicted model, not a curated record. Lineage: Eukaryota; Fungi; Mucoromycota; Mucoromycetes; Mucorales; Phycomycetaceae.
AUGACUACACAAACAAAGAAUCAGCUGGAAACAGUCAUAGCAGCAAUAAUGAGAAAUCUGACAGCCAAAAUAAUAACAUGUCUGUACUCUGCUCUCCUCCUUCUCAGUCAAGCUCUUCUAGAAAAUGUAGAAGAGGAAAAGCUAGAAGUUCUUAAAGACAAUCUUCAUUUUAAGCAAGAAUGUAAAUUUAUGCACAGAAAAUUUGAAAGCAUGAUGAAAGCAGUUGCAGAAUUAGCCAAAAAGGUUCCUAUCUACAUUUUUUAUGAGUAUCUCUUUUUUGAUACAGAUACGUUUGAGCUUAGCAUUCUCAUCUGA